GUGUGUGUUGAAUGAAAGUUAUAGAUUAUACCAAUUCUUCACAGAUUCCUAAAGAAAUGUUAUAGUAAUUACCUUUGUUAAGAUCACAUUGACCUUGGAAAAGCCCUUGUGUCUUCUAUUAAAAUCACAGCAUCGAUUUUGGGUCUUCAAAGUAAAGAGAAAACUGACCAACUACUUGCAUAUCACAUUGACCUUGGAAAAACCCUUGUGUCUCCUAUUAAAAUCACAGCAUCGAUUUUGAGUCUUCAAAGUAAAGAGAAAACUGACCAACUACUUGCAUAGAAUCCUUUGAAAAAUGGCGUCAGCUGCAAGAAUUGUGGGAAUCUUUGUUUUGUUUUUCAUCACCUUCCUUAUCGGGCUCUUGCCGUUUGCGAUAGUAAGGUUGUGUGAGAAGAAGAUGUCGAAGGAGAGAAUGAAAAGGUGGAUUGGAAUUUUAAACUGUUUCACAGGGGGAAUAUUUUUUGGGACAGCCAUUUUGCACUUGCUGCCGGAGGCUAGAGAACUGAUAAAGGAGGCCAUCUCUUACGAAUACCCAAUCACAGAAGCUGUUACCGGAUGUGGAUUUUUAAUUACGCUAACACUUGAACAUCUCAUUAGUUACCAUGGUUUCUCACAUGUCGGCCAUUUACAUGACACAGGACAUGAGAACAAAAUAGAACACAAUGACGACGCAUGGACGAAAAAGGAUACUAAAACCGACGAAAAGUCUCAGGAAAAAGCAAAUGGAACGGUAGAAUCUGUCAAGGUGGAAGUUGAGCAACCUAAUUUUAAAUUCCUAGCUUUUCGAUCAUUUCUUUUACUGUUAGCUCUGUCAUUUCACAUGAUAUUUGAGGGUUUGGCCGUCGGACUCCAGACAGAGGAGGAAGAUGCUUGGAUUUUACUGGGGGUUCUCUCCCUUCAUAAGGUUGCAGUUGCAUUCAGUGUGGGAUUCCAGCUUGAAGAAAAUUUGAAGAAGUUCAAAUAUGUGCUGUUGUCGUUGUUUCUUUUAUCUAUUGUCGCACCGAUCGGGGUCGCUAUUGGCUACAUCGUGACGGAAGCGGGAGAAGAUGCUCAUGGGCAGGAUAUUGCUUCGGGGGUUUUGCAGAGCAUAUCGGUCGGUUGUUUCCUUUACGUGACUUUCUUUGAAAUCCUUAAUAAUGAAAUACACAUUACCAAGGAAAGAAGUCAUUUAAAAGUCUUGUUUACUGUCCUUGGAUACAUAGUUGUCAUUGGCAUCCAGUUUGUUAAGCAUGACCAUGAAGGUCAUGACCAUUAGAUGAUGCCAGUGUUGAAGCGAGGAUUAUGUUGAAGUUACACUCAAACAACUUGUGCACUAUAUUCUUUUGACCGGUUUUGUAAAUUUUGCUACUACAUUGUAUUAUCUAUAUAUUUAUAAUUGUGUGAAAUUCAAUGUAAUCCCACGCAUUCAUUCUUCUAUUUAUCUUGCCAUGAUAUCUUCAGUAAAUAAAUGUAUUGGGGAAUAUUACCCAAUCUACUUUUCAAA
Messenger RNA from Saccostrea echinata, 1483 nucleotides. RefSeq names its product zinc transporter ZIP3-like. Gene Ontology annotation, biological process: zinc ion transmembrane transport. The record is from RefSeq and is a predicted model, not a curated record. The transcript is spliced from 4 exons. NCBI's taxonomy places the organism in Eukaryota, Metazoa, Mollusca, Bivalvia, Ostreida, Ostreidae. The coding region runs from base 296 to 1255 and encodes 319 amino acids. Gene Ontology annotation, molecular function: zinc ion transmembrane transporter activity. Gene Ontology annotation, cellular component: plasma membrane.